Racocetra persica is the source of this 1080-nucleotide messenger RNA. Lineage: Eukaryota; Fungi; Glomeromycota; Glomeromycetes; Diversisporales; Gigasporaceae. The record is from the annotation of a GenBank genome assembly.
AUGUUGUUCCGAUUAUUAACUUCAGGCAUCGAUAACCUUCCUUCCGAAAUUCACUAUCAUUUUACUGAGAUAACAAAUAAGGAACAAGAAAUUGAGCAACUGGCGGAGAGAAUAGAACGCCGUAAGAAAAGACUGUGGUGUCUAUAUGAUGGUAUUCCACUUGAAGAAGAUAGUGAUUGUUCCACUAGUGAUCAUAUUGUUAAAAAGAAGCGGCGUCGUGUGUCUCGCGUUAUUACUGAAUUCGAAGAUGAAGAAAUGCUAAAAGAUAAGAUAAUUAAAGAUUAUAUAAGAGCUUCACAAUUACAGGAUGAAAAAAUCGAAAUUGCUGAUAAAGCUCUUGCACUAGUCGAAAGACAUAUAAAACGCCUUGACGAAGAUUUUGAUAGUCUAUUUCCGCAGCAUAAUCUUCGCGAAAAUCUUCAUGAAUCUUCCACUUCAGCUCCACCGAGCCCACCCAGAAUAGAUCCUCUAAUAACAAUUCAGCCAUCAACACAUCACGUGAAUACUAUAUCAACAUCACAAGCAACUAGGACACCUGUUCAUCAGCCAAUUUCAGCAGUAACACCUAUGCCAACAUCCAAUUUUCCUAACACAUUUGAUUACAAUAAAAUUUAUUACCCCUCAUCAAGCGCUGAAUCUGAAGAAAUUCCAUUGCCAUUUUUACCAAAUCCGACAAGUUCGUCUGCAACACGGUGUAAUAAAGAAGACUCUAUGAUCUCAGGUCGCCGACCGUCUGCAAUAACCGUUAGUGGUAAUAGCGCAAGACGUCGAAAGCAAAUUUCUCAGAAUAAUAUAUCAACUUAUAUAUCAAAUUCGGACAGUCAUUUCUCGAGAGGAUUCAAAUUGCGAUUACAUAAUGGAGAAGAAAAUUCGAAUUCUGGGUCGUCGUCAGUUACUGAUCAAACCACGAAUGUUGACAUGGACCUAAUGGAUCCAAGCACUGACGCAUAUGAAAAUCCACUUAUGUCUAGCGCCAACACAUUUACAUCAGGUUUCGUACAGCCUAUUGAUCCGAAUGAACCGGUAUAUUGUAUUUGUAGACAAGUCAGUUUUGGAGAAAUGAUUGGUUGUGAUGGAGAG